Molecule: messenger RNA, 2516 nt
Organism: Centruroides sculpturatus (bark scorpion)
Lineage: Eukaryota; Metazoa; Arthropoda; Arachnida; Scorpiones; Buthidae
Product: ectonucleotide pyrophosphatase/phosphodiesterase family member 5-like
Exons: 3
Coding region: 81-1298 (405 amino acids)
Source: RefSeq, a predicted model, not a curated record
UAUUAUCAGUAAAAGUUUAUAGUGGAGAUUAAGUCAUCUGUUCUUUCUGAAUUGGAUUUUUACUGUUUAAUGUUGCAAUCAUGACUAAAAUUUCUAUGUUACUUUUAUUUUUUGUUUUAAUUUCUAUUAUUGGAACUUCAAUUUCAAGAACGAUUUCAAGACCAGUGGGUAGAAAAGUUCUUUUAAUAUCCUUUGAUGGAUUUCGAUGGGAUUAUUAUAAAAAUUACAAUACUCCUAAUUUGGAUUAUUUGGCUAAAACAGGAGUUCAUGCUCCUAAUGGUAUCUUGGCAUCUUUUGCUACUAAAACAUUCCCUAAUCAUUAUUCUAUAAUUACAGGUUUGCAUCAAGAAAGUCACGGAAUUGUAGACAACACCAUGUAUGAUCCUGUUUUCAACAAAAGUUUUAGAAUGCAUAAUACUAAGGAUUCGGCAUGGUGGGGAGGAGAACCAAUUUGGGUGACAGCACAUAAACAGGGUAUUAGAAUAGGAGUAUAUUUUUGGCCCUCUUCGGAUAUUGAAAUUCAAAAUAUUCGUCCGAAUUACUUUUUUAAGUAUAAUAUUAAAACCCCUUUCGAAAAACGUAUAAAUACGGCAGUAAAUUGGUUGGCAAAUGAUCAAGUUGAAAUUGCUCUAGUGUAUUUUAAUCAACCAGACAAUAUUGGUCAUAAAACGGGUGCCAUGAGCGAAGGAGUUAGAAAAACAGUAGAAUCUUUAGAUAAACUCGUAGGAUUUUUAUUAGAAAAACUUUUAGAAAAGUUUCUUUUAGAUCGAGUUAAUUUAAUUAUUACUAGUGACCAUGGAAUGGCAAAUAUUACAAAGAAAGAACAUUUAAUUGUUUUGGAGAAAUAUGUUCAUUUAAAAAAAGAAGUAAAAUGGAUUCCUGCGGGUGGACCUGUAGUUGGAAUUUUACCUCAGGAAGGUAAAUUAGAUAUAGUAUAUAAUAAAUUAAAACACGCUCAUCCUAAUAUGAGUGUAUACAAGAAAGAAGAGAUUCCAGAAAGGUGGCAUUAUAAAAAUCAUAGGAGAAUAAUGCCAAUCCUUGCAGUUGCAGAUGAAGGGUAUUUAAUUGCUAGGAAAUAUAGACAAAACAGUACUUUGGGUCAACAUGGUUAUGACAACAAUUUAACUUCUAUGCGACCCAUAUUCUUCGCUCGAGGGCCAGAUUUUAAAGAGAAUUACAAAACAAGAAGUUUCGAUAUAACAAAUAUUUAUCCAUUGAUCUGCUAUUUACUUGGAAUAAAUCCAGCACCUAACAACGGUUCUCUAACUGAAGUCAGCCAUAUGCUAAGAACUGUUUGAAGCUUAAAACGUUAUAAAGUUAUCCAUUCAACGUUUCUUCUUCAUUAUAAUUUGUAAGUCGUAAGGGAAAUUUGUUCAGCACCGGAUAAAAUUAUCCGUGUCUUUUUAUUGCCAGAUAUUUACCGGUUAUCUCCACGAUUGUUCAAGUAAGGCUUGCAAGCUAAGUUCCGAUUUGUAGUCAGUACAAUCUGGGAAAAGAUAUUUGUAUAUGAUGCAUUUCUUGUUGCAUCUGUGAAGUAUUUAAAGUUUGUACUGUUUUUUUUUUUUUCGGUUACUGUGUUAUUACUGAGUGAGGAUAUAAUGUAUAUCAUAGCAUGUUAGUUUUCCAGUAUCAGACAAGGACAAAAAUACAUUUUAUUAAUACAAAUCUUCAUCAGUCACUUUUGUUUUUCCUUUCUAGUCCAUGAUGUCAAUUUUGAAGUGAUUUCCAGAAAGUAUUUGAACAAAUCUCCCCAAAUUUUAAAUGAAACAAGCAGAGAUUCUAAUCUCAAUUCCUUUAUAGAAUUGAAGUUCGAAUUUUUUUACUCUGAAAAAACAAAAAAGGUUUAGUAAAUUUUAUUCAAGAGCCAAAUUUUAGGCUUAUAUUAAAUAAUAUAGAAGUCAAGUAAAUGUAGACUUUUACAUAUGAAAUUUGUGCUUGUAGAUUUUCCGUUUCUAAGGAACUUAGUGUUUUUUCUUAUCUUAUCGUGUUUUCGUUUUGGUGAAAUGAAAAUAAUGAUAAAAUCUAUUGAUUUAAAAACAUUUAAUGCCGUUUUAAGAAUUUUUCAUUUACAUUUCUAAUAUUUAUUCCAAUAUUUAGCACUCAUUUAACUUCUAAUAUAUAUCAGAUACCGGAAAACGUUUCUUGUGAUGAAUUUCAUAGCAUUUUUGUAUUUUAGUUUAGUUUACUACUAUUAAAAUAUAUGUCUAAUUAUAACGUGACAGUAUUACUUUUACGAUCCGCUUAACACUUUUUUUUUUACCAAAUUCGAAAAAACCUUAGGUGUCCGGUACUGGCAAACUUCCCCUGUAUAACAAUUUAUUUUAUAAAGAUGAACUGUAUAUAAACUAUGAAUAACAAAAAUUUGAAAUAAAAUACUCAAAUCUGUUCUCGUUAUUUAUACUUAUUUUAAAAAUAUAUAUAUAUUUUUACUCUAAAAAAGUAUAAAUGUAUAAUUAAUUUUAAUUAUUCUAAAUAUGGAUAUGAUCACCUUUGGAAUAUGUUAUUAAAAGUAAAGC